Hippopotamus amphibius kiboko is the source of this 1345-nucleotide messenger RNA. RefSeq names its product transmembrane protein 221 (gene TMEM221). Lineage: Eukaryota; Metazoa; Chordata; Mammalia; Artiodactyla; Hippopotamidae. The transcript has 3 exons. The record is from RefSeq and is a predicted model, not a curated record. Bases 174 to 1049 code for a protein of 291 amino acids.
CCCCGCCGUCACUGGCAUCCCAAGCCCUCUGCGGCCCCCCCAACUUUCAGACACCGCCCGCACCCCCGCACCCUUCGGGAUCCCCUGGGGGCCCUCGGACACCCCCCAACUCCCCUGCCCCCUAAAAUCUUUUUGAUUCCUCAGCUGUCCCCGAGGCCCGCAGGACCCCCUCCAUGGCCAGGUCGUACGGCGGCCGGGUGCUGGCCGCGAUGAUCCUCUUGGGCAUCCCCGCGGCGGUGCUGGCGGCGCUGGGCGCGCAGCUGCUGUUCCAGCUGCAGGCGGGCCGCGCGGAGCUUCGAGGACCGCGAAUCGACGUGCUGGGCCCGGAGCUGGGCGCCGGCCCCGGGCUGCCGGAGGACGCGGCCGGGGCCCUGCUGCCGUUGGCAGCCGCGCUGGCCGCGCUCGCCCUGGUGCUGGGUCUCACCUGCCUGCUGCUCGCCGCGCUCUGCGGCCAUCUGGGAGCCGAGAUGGCGCGGGGACCCGGCCCCGGCAGGUCUGAUUGGUUUCUCUAUGACUGCCGCCUCCUCAGACAUGUGGCCCUCGGCCUCUUCUGUUGUGGGGUCUCCGUCUACUUAGCAGCCCUGUCUAUCUACGCCUUGCUGCUCUUCGAGAUCGAGGCAGGUGCAGCAGCUGCCUCCAUCCUUGGCUUGGGCGCUCUGAUCCUGGUGGCGGUGUUGACCCACACUCUACUCCGGGCUGCCCGGGCCACCCGCCGUGGCCUCCAUGAGCUGUCCCCACCGCACUUUGGGGACGACCCUGUCCGCCCUGCUGACAUCUCCAAGGCCAGCCCCAGGGCUCAGCGCCAGCAGGGUACCCACCACUGGACCCCCUACUCAUCCUGCCCAAAACCUGGGGACUCUAUCAGACCCACGGUUCCUGCCACAGCACCUGCAGCCAUGGAGGGAGGCUGGGAGGGCAGCCUGCCCGCAUCCCGCAUGCACCGCACACUGUCUGCCAGUGAGGGGUACUGGGAAGAGGUCACACAUGAGAUGCGCAGUAUCCUGAGCCACAGGCCAGGUGGGUCAGGGAAGGACUCCACCCUGGUGUGAGCCAAAAGAUCAGGGAUAGAGACCUAGUGUCAGGCAGCAGGAAGAGGAUUCUUGUAGAGACAGCACCGUGUUCAACCACAGUAGCAUUACAACUUGAUUUCUCUCUCAGUUCACAGCAUCCCUGACUUUUGUCCUCAGGGUUGCCUCAUGGCACAAAAUGGCUACCAGGGCUCCAACCUUUACCUCUUCACUCAGAGAGAAAGGCAGAGGCCAGGACUGGCUCAGGAGAUUUUAGAAGUCUUCCUGGGAGGCCUUGGGACCCUUCUGCUUAUACCUCACCAGCCAGAAUAGUCAUG